This is a messenger RNA of Phaeodactylum tricornutum CCAP 1055/1, 789 nucleotides long. RefSeq lists its product with no specific name. NCBI's taxonomy places the organism in Eukaryota, Bacillariophyta, Bacillariophyceae, Surirellales, Neidiaceae. The record is from RefSeq and is a predicted model, not a curated record. Bases 54 to 710 code for a protein of 218 amino acids. Gene Ontology annotation, molecular function: N-acetyltransferase activity. The transcript has a single exon.
CGACGAUACAAAAGAAAUAGACAAAGGGAAAGCUAGUUGUUCAUAAUUCGAAAAUGAAGACCUACCUGAUGACUUUAACUCUCUUGCUCUCAGCACCCGUUCUCGGCGCAUCAUUUAUCGCUAUACAUCCUAUCUCCACUCACUUUUCCACACCGAUGACGCUGCUGUCGCCUUCCAAGACAGCGUUGGCGUCUUCCGUUGUAGCGGUUCCUCCCUCGGUAGAUUGGCAAGUCCGGAAAGCACAAGACAACGAUGUUUUGGAAGUGUACGGUUGGUUUGAGCGAAAAGGAGCUUUUGACUUGUCACUAAGUGGGAAUCCACCAUCCAAAUUGAAGCCUAAAAUCGGCCAAACGUUGGCUUCUAUCCUUCCCGAUUUACCAAACGGCAACGUUCUCUUUGUUGAGCCAGCUGAAGGAGAAGUGACAGGAUUUUGCUCCUAUAAUCUCAAGUAUUCCGGUUUUGGUCCACCUAUGCUGUGGAUGGAUGAUAUUUACGUCGAUCAAACCAAGCGCUCCAGGGGGGCCGGACAAGCGCUCAUGGAAGCAUUGGUGGAUGUGGCGCAGUCCUUUUCGUGUACACAUAUGGCUUGGAAAGUUGACGAACGCAAUGAGCGGGGCAUGCAGUUUUACGAUCGGAUAGGUGCCGAAAUUACACAAAAGGACGGGACGCUGUACCGCGUGGAAUGGAUUCCUUCGGAAUGGAUAGAGUAAAGGUUCGGAGUUUUUCGUAUCACAAGACGGCUUAUUUUUUGCAAUAUGCGACCGUCAUUUUUGUUGGCCAACAUUCUCC